GCUCUGGGAUUACUAACCGAUUACCGGCCGAGACAACUAAACUAAACAACCACCAACCGAGACUUCACCGGUGCACCGGCCGGCUGACAGGCACGGACGGGUAUUUGUUCUGUUCUCCUCCACACACUCGGACGCUCGGAGGAAAAACAAGAAGGUACACUGACAGCUGCUGUCAUAACCGGCCUGCUCCGACCUGCUAUACUCAACCUGCUCGGGGGGAUCUCAGUUUGAAAGCUAAGGUGGAGGUGCUUGAUUAGGCGACGUAAUGAAUCAGCUUCCAGAAGUUUGUUGAAGACUGAACUUUCUCAGAGGGAGAACUUCAAAGGGGGGUUUCAACCCCUGACGCCCCGCCAACCAGCCCAUCUUCAAAACCCCGCCUCCAAGACGCCCGUCCUGCUGAGGUCACCUACUGGGAGAAGUUUCAGGGAUUGGUGGAUCUUUGGACAUACCGAAACCUGUCUGUGGGAGGUGAAGCUGCCGUGGGCCAUGUGUUUCUGGUGAGGCCUCAUCUGCUGCCAAAAUGAGGCCGAUGUCCGGCCUGCCUCGACCCGUCCUGCCGGCCAUCCUGGCUCUCACCUUAGCCGCCUUCUUACCUCGGCCGUCCUCGGGAGCCACGCCGUUCCCCCAGGACCUGGAGCCCAUCAGCAGCGUGGGCAGAGAGUCCUCCUACCUCUAUCCCAGCUUCCAGGGACUCAUGUCGGACAAUGACACCGUCCGCCUGGGCCUGGACUUCCAGAGGAUGCUGAGGAUCAACCGCAUGCUCUACAUCGCUGCUCGGGACCAUGUGUUUGCCAUCAAUCUUGCCACUUCGUCUGAGCAGAUAAUCCCACAGCAGAAGCUGACUUGGAAGACGAAGGAUGUGGAGAAGUGCACCGUGAGAGGGAAGAACAGCGACGAAUGUUACAACUACAUCAAAGUGCUGGUGCCGCGUAACGACGAGACGCUUUUCGCCUGCGGCACCAACGCCUUCAACCCCACCUGCCGGAACUACAAGAUGUCCACACUGGAGCAGGAGGGGGAGGAGGUGGUGGGACAGGCCCGCUGUCCCUUUGAGUCCCGCCAGUCCAACGUGGGCCUGUUCGCAGGUGGAGACUUCUACUCGGCCACCAUGACGGACUUCUUGGCGAGCGACGCGGUGAUUUACAGAAGUCUGGGAGAAAGUAGUCCCGUUCUGCGCACCGUCAAGUACGACUCCAAAUGGCUGCGAGAGCCCCAUUUUCUCCACGCCAUCGAGUACGGGAACUACGUGUACUUCUUCUUCAGCGAGAUCGCUGUGGAGUACACCACCCUUGGCAAGGUGGUUUUCUCCAGAGUGGCACGCGUUUGUAAGAACGACAACGGCGGCUCUCCGAGGGUUCUGGAGCGCUACUGGACGUCGUUCCUCAAAGCCCGGCUCAACUGCUCGGUGCCGGGCGACUCCUUCUUCUACUUCGACGUCCUGCAGUCGCUGACCAACGUGCUGCAGAUCAACCACCGGCCGGCCGUGCUCGGCGUCUUCACCACGCAGGCCAACAGCAUCACCGGCUCGGCGGUCUGUGCCUUCUACAUGGACGACAUAGAGAAGGCCUUCAGCGGCAAAUUCAAAGAGCAGAGGAACAGUGAGACGGCGUGGACACCUGUUCCCGAGGAUCAGGUCCCCAAGCCGAGGCCGGGAUGCUGCGCCGGAGAGGGCUCGGCGGCCGCCUACAAGUCGUCCACCACCUUCCCCGACGACACCCUGACGUUCAUCAAGUCCUACCCGCUGAUGGACGAGUCCGUCCCCUCCGUCAACGACAGGCCCUACUUCACCCGCACCACCAGCAGAUUCAAGCUGACCCAGAUCGCGGUGGACACGUCGGCCGGGCCGUAUAAGAACUACACCGUGGUGUUCCUGGGCUCAGACAACGGCCAUGUGCUGAAGAUCCUGGCCAGCACCGAGGGAGCCAACGCGUCCUUCAGCACCCAACUCCUGGAGGACAUCGACGUCUACAACCCCAACAAGUGUAACGUGCGUGGGGAGGACAGGAGGGUGCUGGGUCUGGAGCUGGAUCGGGAUCACCACGCCUUGUUCGUGGCGUUCUCCGGAUGUGUGAUCCGCGUGCCGCUGAGCCGCUGCUCGGACUACAGCACCUGCAAGAAAAGCUGUCUGUCUUCACGGGACCCUUACUGCAUCUGGCUCAAAUCAGGCAGCUGUGCCACGGUCUCACCUGGAUUAAAAGGCGGCUUUGAACAGGAUGUGGAGAACGGUUACCAUCAGCAUGCUGAAACCUGCCACGAUGUCCUGGCGACCACUCGCAAGCAAAACCCGGCGCUGGAUUUGGCGUACGGGAAGACCACACCCACAAGCGCCAGCACAACCUAUCAUGGGGCGGCGUUCCCAAAGGAGGCAGGUGACCCUGAAAGAGGUACAGGUCCUGAUGGCCCUCCCCCCGUUGGGGAGCAAGGGUCACCUGACUCGGAGCCAAUCAGUGUGGAGAUGGAGGGUGUGAGGCGGCCGCCAGAGCUGGAGAAGACCAAUCACAGUGUCCAUUACACUCUCCUGAUCGCUUGUGUUUUGGUGGCAUUCGUCCUUGGCGCCUUCCUCUCUGGCUUCCUGGUCUCCUGCUACUGUAACCACACGGGCCACAAGACAAAGAAGUUGUCCAAAGAUCCCGAGGCGCCGAUCCCACACGCCCUGUCCCUCCGCAGCCUGGCCAAGCUCAACGGCCUCCUGGACAGCCAGAGUAAAGACGACAAGCUGGAGGUGUCCUCUCCAAAGAUCUACAACUCUUUCUUCGCCAACAGCAAGGAGCAUCACCAACCAAGGAGAAACGGGCAUCACGCAAUGACAAUGGGAGACCUGGUCCACCCUCACCACCACCACCACCACCACCACCUCCACCAUUCCUCAGAGCUCUCUGGUCUGCCUACACCAGACUCGACCCCUGAACUGCCAAUCAAGAGCAUGAAAGCCUUCAAGAACCAGUGGGAGAAGAACCAGAAUUGCAACAAUGCCAAGGAACCAAAGUCCCACAACACUGGCUCCAGGCCCAGCUCAGCCCUGCUUCACCAGCAGGUUUUCCCGUACUCCCAUAGCCUGUCCAAUGGGCAGCCAUUAGUCGGAAGUCAUCUCCAUCCUGACGAACGCAAAAUCCACAAUGUUGAACGUGUGCUAUCUCAGCAACCUUAUCCUGGCUACUCCCAGAAGGUGAUGGAGGUGACCUCACUGGAUGAGCUCCUGAAGCACAUCCACGAUGCAAGCAGCAGCAAGAGCUCCCAGUUGAUGAGCCCGUCGGGUCUGAUGGCGUGCGGUGGCGGCGGUCAGUUUGCAUUCGCCAACCGCAUCCAACCUCAGAUUCCUGAGACAGAAUCAGCCCCCUACUACAGCUCGUCCACUUUACCUCGAGACAGCCUCACCCGACGCAUGGAUGUUCCUCCGGACAUCCCCCCACACCACCAGUCCACCCUGGAGAGGAGGCACUCCUCCCAGAGGCACUCGCUGAUUGCUGCAGCCACCAAGAUGCCAAACGGAGUAGGAUGUGGAGGUGGAGUAGGAUGUGGAGGUGGAGGAGGAGGGGGAGGAGGAGGAGGAGGAGGAGGAAUGAUACCCCGCCAGCACAGCUUCAGCCAACGAAACGGCGGGCCCCACCAGCCGCCUCCCCUCCUGGCACGGAUGAACUCGACAGGCAGCGCCUGCGAGGUGCACUACCCCCUCAUCCCCAACGGGUACCUGACACGCCAACACAGCUACAAUGGAGAUCAGCAGGAGGUCCAACACAGGGGCGCCAUCGUCCGCCGGGCCUCCUCUCUCAAACCCGACGUCCCACCCAAGCCCCUGUUCAUACCCGCCACGUCCCCCGUCAACCAACAGGGAAAGUUCAACUACUGAGGAGGGACACUCCUGGACUACAGAGGGAGUCUUCCUCGUUGUGUCUUCUUUAAGGAACUUCUCUUUGAAGAAAAAGCAGCGGGCUCGAGGUUGCAGACCUUCACGAGUAAACCGGUCGCGUGGCAGCCAGUGUCGCUGUGGACAAAAGCCUCAACCAAACUUGUUUUGUCCUUCUUCUUUUUGUCCAACGAAUAUCUUUGUACCAUAUUGGUAUUGCUCAGCAACUUGCUUAUUAUAGAACCGCUGACUCAGGUGACGUGACGCCACCUCCUUAUAUAAGGCUGCCAAUGUCCUCAGUGUGGAUUUACAAUGCAACUUAGUUUUUUCGGGACGUGUUGAUGUUGGAAGAACUCAACACAUCGGUCAUCUUGAAGACUUUAAACGCCGGAGGCUCCUGCGAUGCUUAGAUUCAUGCUUUUGCUUAAUCUUUUCUGAUGUAGUGUUGGUAACCAGUCCCCACCCGCCCCACCCUCGAAUGUGUUUAUAUUAUGCAUGUGUGUGUAUAUAUAUGUGUGUUUAUAUCCACACCGUAUAUGUAUACAUAUACAUAUGCAGUAUAUGUAACCUGUGGUGAAAAGUCAGCAAAUUCCCCUGAAAGUAGUUAUGUCUUUGCCUUACUAUACUCUUUCAUCUUUGGGCAUAUCAAACGGUCCCCCGACCCCCUAGGGAAUAUCUUAGGGACACCGACUCAUGCACUUCAUCGAUACAUUGUCAGUUGGCUAACAAAACACUGAACCCAAAUUUGUUCGUGUUGAUCAGAGAAAGGAAAUACUUCAACAAAGCAGCUAUUCUCGUCUCUUCUUCUCUUUUUCUUUUUCCCGUCCCAGCAGAUGUCAGGUCCAAAGUGAUCUAAUCGGGUCCAUUUAAGUUCCUCGAGAAAGAUUGGUGCUCCACAUCUCCAGUGGGUCUAACAUCCUCAGAAAUGGAAAUAAACAAAACAGAAUAAUCUGAAAUAAUUUGGACCCAAAAGGGGCGAGUCAAAAAUGCCACGCCAUCUGGCAUUGUGAGAAUGAACAUAAAAACAUAGAACGGACUGCAGUUAUUCUAAUUAUUAACUUUGUGGCUAUUGGUUGUAAAUAAAGGAAUAAUUACUAGCCAAAUUUUAACUGUAUGUGUAAAUGUGUGCCUUAUUUAAUAAUAGUGUGUGACAUGGGGGUAGGGGUUAAUGCAAGGGGCUCGGAUGGCUACUAUGCUACAGUAUAUUGUAGGUGUUUCAUUUCCUAUGGUCGUCAGUAUGUGUCAUACGGUAUCUAGUGUAUAUUUGAAGAGUUUCAUUCCAGAAUGAGAUAUUCGUCAUUUAAAAAAAUGUGUCUGAAACCACAAGUAUGAUUGUAACACUCACUAAUUAAUCAUUUGGAAUCAUUUUGAUUAUAUUGAGCCCUUUUUUUUUUUUAUUACAAAGUAUUGAUUUUCAAACUAUCAUCUGUUAUUUUGAGAAAUAUUAAACACCAGUUGUUUAUUUUUUUUCGAGAUGGAUACAGUGUUUUGGAAUGAAACCCUUCAUUGCUUUUUCAUCCCAGAAGUGUGAGCUUGCAGAUUUUUCUUUGGGAGAGUUUGGCAAAGCAAAAAUACACACAGAGCCUGAGACUGCAGUCAUUCAGGUUUGACUGCCUCCGUUUUAUGUCACUUUCCACUGGGUGUCACUUUCCCUAUAGGUGCCAUUGUUCACUUUUUUGGUUGCUGUUUGUUUUAGCAGUAGCAUUAGCGUCACUUUGGGUUUUUCUAAAGGAGCAGCUCACAGUUCCUCUUAAGUCAUCCUCUACAGACCUGUAGCCGUUGUAGAAGUCAAUCGUAGAGGGACGAUGGAUGGAGAAUGUAUGUGGCAAAAGAUGUUUAAAAAUAAAAAAAUGUUACACUAUAACGCUAAAAAAUCUCAAAAUAGAUGCAGGCAUGAAACUGGACUUCUACAAUGGUUACGGCUGUAGAUGUUGACUCACCUGUGUCACCAGGUGUCAACUUCAACAGUGCAGGAAGCAAAGAAAUAGGAGUGGAGAUUUAGGAAAUACGUGGAAACGUUUGAGAAAGUGCAAUGAACUCUCAUCCGCCGAGCUGAGAUUGUCUCUUGUGAACCGGUUCCCAGGUGCCAAACAUUUUCUGAGCGUUUUCCCUCAGAGGGAAGGUGAUGCCAGUCGGUUCUGCCUCAGAAAGAUUUCACGGCUAUAAAUAUCAAGACUCUUGCACUUUUCAGUUUUUGUUCACGGUUGACUGGAACCGUGAACACUUCUGUGAGAACAGCACUACGUUAUAUGCUGUAUAUGAAAGUGGAGUUCUAUUGAUUGAAAUUUCCCAAAACUCAUUUGACCCAAUAUAAAGUUUACUACUCACGCUCCAACUCCAGUAAAUGAAGGAAAAUACGGCCGACCACGACGUUUGUGGGAAGAAGAAAAAAAGAAAAAAAAAGUAUAUUUGGAUAUUCACAGGCAGCGGAGCAUUAAAUAGCUUUCGAAACAACAAAUACAAAACAUCCAAUUUGAUUUAACGUCGUGACCGUAAUGAUUCAUAAGAGGAAUUGUGGCAGCUACAGCGUUUGAUGAGUAGAAGUGUGUUGUUUUUCUAUCUGCCGGUGAUUGUAAGGCAGAGGGAGCGGUCUCGCCUCUAAUAGCUCUAUCAGUAUUUGAUUUGGUGUAAAUACAUUCUAUCUGGGCGGGGUCUCAUUGAUUCAGUAUUAUGUUUGGGUUUCUUUCUGUAUGAUUUCCAGGCUACGCCUCUUGAAUUACUAUGAAUUUGGUCUCACAGAAUACCAUUGUAUGUCUCUUAU
Molecule: messenger RNA, 6605 nt
Organism: Anoplopoma fimbria (sablefish)
Lineage: Eukaryota; Metazoa; Chordata; Actinopteri; Perciformes; Anoplopomatidae
Gene: sema6cb
Product: sema domain, transmembrane domain (TM), and cytoplasmic domain, (semaphorin) 6E
Exons: 22
Coding region: 521-3847 (1108 amino acids)
Biological process (GO): neural crest cell migration; positive regulation of cell migration; negative regulation of axon extension involved in axon guidance
Molecular function (GO): semaphorin receptor binding; chemorepellent activity
Source: RefSeq, a predicted model, not a curated record